Messenger RNA from Spizellomyces punctatus DAOM BR117, 1372 nucleotides. RefSeq names its product U2 snRNP complex subunit CUS2. The record is from RefSeq and is a predicted model, not a curated record. Gene Ontology annotation, biological process: mRNA splicing, via spliceosome. Gene Ontology annotation, molecular function: RNA binding. The coding region runs from base 21 to 1157 and encodes 378 amino acids. The transcript has 11 exons. Lineage: Eukaryota; Fungi; Chytridiomycota; Chytridiomycetes; Spizellomycetales; Spizellomycetaceae. Gene Ontology annotation, cellular component: U2 snRNP; U2-type spliceosomal complex.
GUUUUCUGUUUUCACCGUUGAUGUCCAACAACAUGCAGAAUACCCAUACUGAGCACCAGGCGGCUGACGCACCAGAGAAUCCUACGCAAUCUGCAGAAAGCUCGUUGCACAACGACCCGCGAGUUCGUUUUGUCGAAGAAACGAGCAAAUACGUGUACACAGGUGACGACGGAAUUUCGUAUGAGUGGGAUGACGAGAAACAUGCGUGGUUUCCUAUGUGGGAUGAGAAUCUCAUAGAAUCGCAACAAGCUGCGUAUGGACCUACGAUAACGGAGGAAACGACUUCCACUCCGCGGCAGAAAGGAAAACGGAAACAAAUCUACACGUCUGAGGAGCCGCAAUUGAAGAAACCUAAAGCUGAGCCGAAGAAACGUCCAAAUACAUCUGUCUACGUGACUGGAUUACCGCGCGACACGACAGUAGAUGAAAUGAAGGAAGUCUUUGAAAAAUACGGCAUUUUGAUGGAAGAUCUUGCGACUGGCCAGCCAAAGAUAAAGCUAUACAAAGACGAGCAAGGAAAUCUCAAAGGCGAUGCGCUUGUCAGCUACUUUAAAGAAGAGUCGGUGGAUCUAGCGUGCAAUCUCCUUGACGACAGCGACUUCCGUCUCGGCGUCCCUUCCAAGAUCAGAGUACAAAAAGCCGUCUUCCAAGCAAAGGAGAAGCCCCCAAAUUCAGAGACAGAACAACCAGACCAGAAAUUGAAAUUGGAUAAGAAGGUGGUUCAGAAAAAGCGUCAGAAACUGGAAAAGCGUCUGGAUUGGUUUGAGGAACAGUCCGGCAAGAAGGCGGACAAGUUCGCAAGAGUUGUCGUUUUAAAGUACAUGUUCACCCUUCAGGAGCUGGAGCAAGAUCCAACGUUGCUGCUCGACCUGAAAGAGGAUGUAAGAGGCGAAUGCGAGAAGUUGGGAGAAGUGACGAAUGUGUCGUUAUACGAUCUUGAAGAGGAUGGCAUAAUGACAGUGAGAUUCAAAGAGCCAGAAUCUGCGGAAUUAUGCAUCAAGAAAAUGCAUGGGCGCUUUUUUGCCGGCCGACGAGUAGAAGCCCAUAUAAUGCAAGGCAAGGAGAAAUAUCGAGAAUCAAAAUCUCAGGAUCAGACAGAAGAGGAGGAAAAGAAACGACUAGAAGCAUAUGAGAAGUGGUUGGAAAGCCAGCAUUGAGAUCAGCAGAUUGCAUCUAUUAUUGUAUCUAGCACAGAAUCCAAUGUCAAUGACACGACGACUUGGGAUAGGUCUUACAUACGGAAAUGGGGCACAGGCUGUGCAGACUAUUCAUCCUAGCCAUAGUAAAACUCAGGCCUUGUGUCGCCGGCGUUACGAAAAUCCCAGUGCAUGAAGUUUUCAUUUUCAAUUUAGGACGAGUUAUUAUAGGGAAA